Molecule: messenger RNA, 3704 nt
Organism: Colletotrichum destructivum
Lineage: Eukaryota; Fungi; Ascomycota; Sordariomycetes; Glomerellales; Glomerellaceae
Product: Putative sulfatase, GPI ethanolamine phosphate transferase 1
Exons: 6
Coding region: 431-3388 (985 amino acids)
Biological process (GO): GPI anchor biosynthetic process
Cellular component (GO): endoplasmic reticulum membrane
Molecular function (GO): mannose-ethanolamine phosphotransferase activity
Source: RefSeq, a predicted model, not a curated record
GGGUAUCACACUGAACGGAACGGCUGUGCUGCCCAUCUCCCAUGCGUUUGAAUUAUAUAAAUAAAAACCCUCCAAGAAGAAAUUCAAGAACUCAGCGCCGCGCAUCAUCAACACGUUCCGGGGAGCAAUGCGUCACGAAGCCAGAUGAAUGCGCCUCCACUCCCUUGCGUAGAAGAACCCCCUGGUCCCCUUUUCACUUCACUCUCUAAUCCCGGUCAUCUCGCGCGACGACUUGAGCGCAGAACCGGUCUAACGAGCUAUAUAACCCGACCUGUCCUGGCGAGUCUCUUCCCGGGCCAUUGCCAGCUCAGCUACUCCCACGCCUCCCAAGGAGCUCAAGCGACGCGACAACGCGACACCAAAUACUCGACGAAAGGCAAGCGCAGUGCGGCCACACCAAGAGUUCCUACUCUUGGCUGCUCUGUCCGCCAUGGCUGUCUCUUCGCGCGCCGGCUUUCUGGCCGUUGCAGUCGUCUUCCAUCUUGUCUACAUUUACUCCAUUUUCGAUAUUUACUUUGUCAGUCCAAUCGUUUCGGGCAUGAAGCUUGUCCAGAUCGACCGGUCCGACCAUGUCAAGGCUCCUGCUGAUCGCUUGGUUUUAUUCGUUGGAGACGGCCUGCGAGCCGACAAGGCUUUCCAGUUUUUCCCAGAGCCCUAUCCCGAAUCCGAGGGCGACCUGACCCCGCGGCCUCUGGCCCCUUUCCUGCGGUCCCGCGUCUUGGAGCACGGCACCUUCGGGGUGUCGCAUACGCGCGUGCCCACCGAGUCUCGCCCUGGCCAUGUUGCCCUCAUCGCUGGUCUAUAUGAGGACGUCUCGGCAGUUGCGACUGGCUGGAAGCUCAACCCGGUCAACUUCGACAGCGUCUUCAACCGGAGCCGCCAUACUUGGAGUUGGGGUUCUCCCGACAUCCUUCCCAUGUUCCAGGAAGGCGCCGUCCCCGGUCGUGUCGAUUCCUACACCUACGGCCACGAGUUUGAGGAUUUCAGUCAAGAUGCUCUGCAGUUGGAUUAUUGGGUCUUCGAUCACGUCAAGGAGCUUUUUACCGAAGCGGCCAAGAAUGAAACCCUGGAUGCUGCCCUCCGUCAAGACAAGGUGGUCUUCUUUCUACAUCUUCUUGGGCUAGACACCAACGGACACUCGUAUCGUCCCUACUCGAAGGAAUAUCUCAACAACAUUAAGGUCGUGGAUCAAGGCGUCGAGGAAAUCACGGCGCUCAUCGAGAAGUUCUACGCCGAUGAUCGGACCGCCUUCGUCUUCACAGCGGACCACGGCAUGAGUGACUGGGGAAGUCAUGGCGAUGGCCAUCCAAACAACACUCGUACACCCUUGAUCACCUGGGGCUCUGGCAUCGCUUUGCCGGUGCUCACACCCGAUUCUGUCGCUCCGGGGCACGACGAGUACUCGUCCGACUGGAAUCUUGACGGUGUCAAACGCCACGACGUGGCGCAAGCCGAUAUUGCGGCCCUGAUGGCAUACUUGAUUGGCGUGGAAUUCCCUGCCAACUCAGUCGGCGAGCUUCCCCUAUCGUAUGUCUCGUCGAGCAUCGACGAGAAAGCGCAAGCGGCCUUGGUCAAUGCCCGCGAAAUUCUUGAAAUGUACCGGGUCAAGGAAGAACGAAAGAGGGCCACGGAACUGCGCUAUCGACCGUUCCGACCACUUAGCGACACGGAUCUCACCCCCAGCCGUCGUGUGGAGGAUAUUCAACGCCUCAUUGACGCUGGAAAUUACGAAGAGGCCAUUGAAGAGUCAGCUGCUCUCGUGAAGAUUGCCUUGGAAGGUCUGAGAUAUCUCCAAACUUAUGACUGGCUCUUCCUCCGCACACUGAUUACCAUUGGCUAUCUUGGGUGGAUGGCGUUCGCACUCACUGUCGUCGUUGGCUUGCAUGUGUUGCGAGGCAGCCACCCCCCUUCUCAUACGACCACGGGUACAACAGUGUUCACAUCCAUCCUCGCAGCGCUGUACGCGUCUUUCAUCGUUUCCAAAUCACCGGUCACCUACUACGCGUACGGUUUUUUCCCCGUUGUGUUUUGGGAGGAGGUUUGGGCUCGACGCGGCUCACUUGUUCAAGGGCGCCAUGUGCUUUUCGGGCAUAUCAAGACUGGAGGUGGCGUGGCUUCAUUCUUGUUGAACGUUGUGGUUUACAUUGGCGUGAUUGUCUCUCUGGCUCUAGGAUACAUACAUCGCGAGGUGUUGACCGUCAUUUAUGUCCUUGCGGCCUUCUGGCCUAUGACUUAUGGCUUGAGAUUUCUCCACACGAACACGUUCCUAUCUGUGAUCUGGUUUGUCUCGUGCCUCGUCAUGAGUGUGUUCACGCUGCUUCCGGCUAUGAAAUCAGAGGACAUCCCUCUUAUUGUUGCCGGCGGAACCGUUAUGACGGUCAUUGGUCUGGCCUAUCUUGUCUGGGAAGAAAGGCUCCUGGCAAGACCAGCGCUGCCGACGGCGAGGGCCUUGACUGGUAUCCAGGUCGGCCUCAUCCUGCUCGCCAUCAUAGUUACUCGAUCCAGCACCUUGUCCCUCCAGGCGAAACUAGGGCUGCCUCGGGGCAAUCAGGUGGUUGGGUGGAUCGUUCUGGUUAUUUCACUGCUCAUGCCCUUAGCCCAUCGCCUCCAGCCCAACAAUCACUACAUGCACCGCCUGAUGACUAUGUUCUUGACCUGCGCUCCGACGUUUGUAAUUCUAACCAUUUCCUACGAAGGUCUUUUUUACGUAGCUUUCAGCAUUCUGCUGGUUGCAUGGGUUGGCCUUGAACAUCGCGUAUUCGUGUUGAACAGAAGCCCUCCAGAUGAGCAACGCCUUCAACACUAUGGCACCUCCAACAUCGGGCCGGAUAAGUCACCGUGGUCUCCCAGGGCCCUGACGCUCGCUGAUGCGCGAGUUUCAUUGUUCUUUUUCGUCUUGCUACAAUCGGCCUUCUUCAGCACAGGCAAUGUGGCCUCGGUGUCAUCCUUCAGUUUGGACAGCGUGUACCGGCUGAUCCCCAUCUUCGACCCCUUUUCUCAGGGGGCGCUACUUAUACUCAAGCUCAUGGUUCCCUUCGCCCUCAUAUCGGCCAAUCUCGGGAUCCUCAACGUCAGACUGGGCGUGGCACCGUCGGCUCUCUUCAUGGUUGUAAUGGCCAUUAGCGAUGUUCUCACCCUCUACUUUUUUUGGGUGGUGAAGGACGAGGGCUCGUGGUUGGAAAUCGGCUCCACCAUCAGCCAUUUUGUGAUUGCGAGUUUGCUCUGCGUCUUUGUGGCCGCUCUCGAGGGAGUGAGCGCGCUGUUCAUCAGCGGCAUCGAGGUCGAGGGUCCUCGAGGUGAAGGCGGGCAGAAUGGGACAGUGGCAUCUGGCACCAAAGCAGACACAAAUGCCAAUGGCAAGACACCCUCGGUUAUUGCUUCAUCAUAGCGAACCGCGAUCUGGGCUUGACGAAGCCUGGGCAGUGUAUAUAUGAUAGUGUUUGGCUGCAAUAUGAAGGCCACAUAAACCGGCAGACAUCAAUCUUCCACCACUGGGCACAGCAGGACACGGAAGUUGAAAAGGCACAUCGACAUUGGCAUGGUCCCGUGCUUAGCCCUCAUGCCGGUGUUGGCGGCUUCUUCCUACGCGUCGUCAUGAAGUGACACUAUGCCCUGAUUGUUACCCUCGCCAACUCCUAUACGUAGUCCAGGUCGCCAACCGAGCCUUUUCUACGGGUACUGUCUGUCUCCAAGGAUGUUUUGUG